AUGAUCGAUCGGGACGACUCAAGGCGGGGCGGCCUCGAGAUGCUCUUCUCGGACCAACGGCAACACAAGCUCGUCAUCCCCGCCCACGACAAGGACAGCAAGCCCGUCACCAUCGCCUACCUCAUCGACCACCUCUGCCAGCACGUCAUGAAGGACAGCAGGAAAGAGCUCUUCGUCCUGGACAACCACAUCCGCCCGGGAAUCCUUGUCCUGAUCAACGACGCGGACUGGGAACUAGAGGGCGAGGAAUCGUACGAGCUCCAGGGCGGUGACAACAUCCUCUUCGUGUCGACUCUGCACGGUGGCUAG
This is a messenger RNA of Diaporthe citri, 309 nucleotides long. RefSeq lists its product as uncharacterized. Gene Ontology annotation, molecular function: protein tag activity. The record is from RefSeq and is a predicted model, not a curated record. The transcript is spliced from 3 exons. Gene Ontology annotation, biological process: protein urmylation; tRNA thio-modification. Gene Ontology annotation, cellular component: cytoplasm; nucleus. The coding region runs from base 1 to 309 and encodes 102 amino acids. NCBI's taxonomy places the organism in Eukaryota, Fungi, Ascomycota, Sordariomycetes, Diaporthales, Diaporthaceae.